AUGGCUGAAAUAGAAGCAUCUGGCUUCUACGCUGAAGCCAAGAAGUUCCGCGCAAGCCUGGGUUAUGAUGGGAACCCUUAUGCCACCACCUGUGCUGCUUUGGAUUCUCUGCUUUCCGCGAUGGAGGGGGAGUUUGAGCUGACUAAACAGCCUGGUCCCAAGAGGGGCAGUUCCAGCGCUCCAGCGGCUGAGUUGAAGCGCCUGAAGCGUGCCGUGCGCCAGCAAAGGGAACAGCUUGACGAGCUUCUUUCACAGAAAAGGUCUGGACGGCUGGGGUAUGUCUGGUUUCUCAGAGCUGGGCUGUCAAAUCCAUAUGUGCCCCCAACCACAGUCAACGAGUUCUGCCGUGAUUUUCUGGUGGACGAGGAGCAUCCAAUCAGUUCCUUCAGCAUUUCCCGGGCUCGAAAUGCGUUUGCGGAACUUAUCAAGAUGUUCAAUCGCCGUGCCAUUCAGCACGUCGGGCAGCUGUUGGGACGAUCUGGGCAAGAGGCGAAGUCCCAAGCCGUUUUUAUCCGGAUUGUUCAGGAUGAGGCAGCCAUGCGGGUUCGGUCACAUCUCACGAAUGUCCAAGACCUAGGAGUUGCGCUCAGUCGGGGAAAAUAUUCGAAAGUCCAGAACCAGGAUGUGGCCCUCAUGACGGAGUCAGUGCAAAUGCCUGUGUUCACAGAACUUGCGGCAUUGCGUCGCAAGGACGGAGCAACACUGGCAGCGACUUUGCACCAGUCCUGCGCAACAAUCAUUGACCUGCUUUUGGCAGGUUUUCAGGCCAGCGGGUGCAAGCUCCGCGUUAUCAUCAUGGUCACUGGAGACACUAUCGGUACAAACGAAAAUGCCAGCAAGCGAUUGUGGGAGGCAAUGCAGAAAUACAAGCCAAACUCUGUGCAUGUGUCGCUGGUUUCUGCAAAGUGCGCGAGUCACGUCUCCAACUUGGCGGUGCAAGCUGCAAUUUGUGGUUCCAGUCGAAAGGAGAAGCGGCUGGAAAGCGAAAUUUGCGCGAACUGCAGCCGGUUUUACAAACACAUGGCUCGUGACUAUGUGGAGGAGUGGGGCUACAACUUGCAGGCCUACUUGCUCCAGCACGCAAACGAAAUGUUCCACGCAGAGUCUGCAGAUCGCAUGAGCCUUGCUUCAAGAGUGUCCGUAGUGAGGAUUGCACUUCAGCGACUAUAUGGCGACGCAGUGUUGCCUCCAGCUCUGUUGGACCUGUACAGUGCGGGGCACCUCGCUGGGCCACAGCUGGAAGAAUUCUGUAAGAAGGCACUGGCGACAUUGUACAGGUGCAUCCUUCAAGUGGAAGAACACCCGGUGCAAACAAGAUUCUUUCUCUUUGGCCCCUGCGUUUGGGGACUUCUGCGCAUGCAGCUCAUCGGACUGCCAACAACAGUGUUCUCCACGCUGACCAUCGUCCCUCAGCUGCAAAGCCAGCGCCGCCUGCGAGCAUUUUCGACAUGGUACAACAAAGCUGAGAGCGCUGCGCAUCUGCGGACGGCAGCUCUAUGCUUGAGGUUGACCAUGCACUCCACGAGCAUAACAGCGAAGGAGCGCAAGGCAGGGGAGGAGCCGCUGCUAAAGCAACUUUCCAAUUCUUACGUCCAGCAGCAAACAUCUCAGGAACUUGUAGCCACUUUCAGAGACUUGGGCUUGGAUCCAGCGCUGCCUCUGAUAGACACCAUUCGAGGACUGCUGACCACGGAAGCCACCAUCAUCAUCCGGUUUGAGGAAUUCAAGCGCUUUCCGUAUACACUGGAUCCCCUGUCCCGGCACAACCCAGAUGCAUACGCUGCGUUUGCCCGCAGUUUCCUGGAGCUUAGCGCGUCAGAGCUGGAUGUUGGCUUUGCGUGGCCCUUGCAGAGGGAUGCUUUGCGACGAGCGUCUGCAGUGGAGGCCCUCGAAUUUUUACUCUCUCAGGAUGUCCAGCAGCAGGUUGACGGAGUUGUGGCGCAUCUCGCCUGCACGUCCCUCUCAGUAGAGCGAAGUCACCAGCUGGUCAAGAAAGCGGAGGCCAGGAAGGUACUCAGUCUGGCAAGUGCUUCGCGCAACUGCGUCAUCCAGGCAUACAGACGGCAGAGGGGUGCAACGUUGAACCAGCGGAUUCGGGACGUGGCGAAGUACCAGAAACUGAGAUUCAUGAACAGCCGGGCUUUGGCUGUCCAAAAACACCCAGACAUGUUUGCGCGUGGACGAGGCCGCCUGUGGUGGGAAGCAGACAUCUCAAAGGCGCGCCAACAGGAUAUUGUGCACGAAGGCAACGAAGCCGAGCUGAAGCGGUACAUGGAUGAAAGCCGGGAGCAACUCCAGGCCGAAGCCAAAGAAAUUCGCCAGCAGGCUGCGCAAGCUCUUCAAACCUCUGCGACGAUGGCCAUUCCCGUCACGAACAGGCAGUGGCUUGAUUGGAUGGCAGAGAACGACGAUGAAUUCCAAGCAUGCUUGCGGUCAGCUUCGCAAUCACGCCGUGCUCUCAACGCGCGCAAGGAGGCGCGGCCUGAGGAUUUCCCUGCAGCAGACAGGAUCUACCCGGCAGCUCCCACUUGUCGCCUGGUCUGGGCUGCUCCUUUGUUGCGCAGCGACCCUGGUUUUUUCUGUGUUCAGUUUGGAGACUCCUUCCUGGAUAAGCUUGUGGUGUACGCCUGCAGUUUGAAGCGGCAGGUCUGGGCCUUCAGCCUUGCAGAGGUUGAAGGAGAGGGGCGCACUUACUCCUUCGACACUGGCACGCUGCUCUGCCAGAGUCUGAAACCCUUAGAAAUCCUGCUCAGCGACUUCGGAUUGGAGGCAAGUACCCUGGCAGUCAAAUUGUACAAGCUGGACAUGUGCAAGGCGAGAGUGGCCUCUGGCGCCGUCAAGCUCGUGGUGCAGGGGGCCACCCCUCUAGAGACAGCGUCGCCGUCGGUGCCUGAUCUGGACUCCGACUCAGAUGCCGGGCUGUCAGAGCCGUCGUCGUCAGACUGCGAGUCGGUGUUGUCAGACAUCGAAUCUGACAGUGCGGCGGGAGAUGAGCUUGUGGAUGACGGGCCCGAGGCAGAGUCCAAAACCCUGGAAGAGAGAACGGAACGGGGCAGUCUGGUCGUGAACUACAACAACUACUUCACAUUGUCCCAAUAUCCGAAUGUGGGGAUUCGGAUGCGGCUGCUACCUCGCUGGUUGCCCGUCCUCGGUUCACACGAGCAAUCGAAGCAUUAUCAGGUGAGUGAGUUUGGGCAAGAAGACGUCUGCUAUCUUGUGUGCCGUGCAUGGAUGCUUGGCCGGAUGAAGAACCAUUUGCAGGUCUCCUCGCGCAAGAAGUGGUUUGACAGGGAGCUGCGAAAACUACAAUGCGACAUUGCCAAGCGCGCAGUGUCUUCUGGAGGAACAGGGGUCCCCAAAGCGGACGAGGCCAUCAGAAAUCACUUGUCGGAGGCGCUGCAGCUCCCGCCCUGA
Molecule: messenger RNA, 3414 nt
Organism: Symbiodinium natans
Lineage: Eukaryota; Dinophyceae; Suessiales; Symbiodiniaceae
Source: the annotation of a GenBank genome assembly